AUGGCGCCCAUUAGCAAAGACAAAUACUCGGUCAUUCUCCCCACGUAUGAAGAGCGACGCAACCUGCCAAUCAUCACCUGGUUGUUGAACAGGACCUUCACGGAACAAAACCUUGAUUGGGAACUUAUUAUCGUAGACGACGGCUCUCCAGACGGCACACAGAUUGUCGCCAACCAGCUCGCAAAAGCCUACUCCCCACACGUCCUUCUGAAAGCACGCGCAGGAAAGCUUGGUCUCGGUACGGCAUACGUUCACGGUCUGCAGUUCGUCACAGGAAACUAUGUCAUCAUCAUGGAUGCCGAUUUCUCACAUCACCCCAAAUUCAUCAAGCAGAUGAUUGCGAAACAGAAGGAGCUUCCUACGAAUGGUGGAUACGAUAUUGUGACUGGAACGAGAUAUGCUGGGGAUGGAGGAGUUUUCGGUUGGGACUUGAAGCGGAAAUUGGUUUCGAGAGGCGCCAACCUGUUCGCGGAUACGGUACUGAGACCCGGUGUUAGUGAUUUGACGGGCAGCUUCAGACUUUACAAGAAGGCAGUUCUGCAGAAGGUUAUCGAGAGCACGGAGAGCAAGGGAUACACUUUCCAGAUGGAGAUGAUGGUUCGAGCGAAGGCGAUGGGCUGCACGGUUGCUGAGGUACCCAUUAGUUUCGUUGACCGGGUUUAUGGAGAUUCGAAAUUAGGGGGUGAUGAAAUCGUUGAAUAUGCUACUGGAGUCUUAAGGUUAUGGUUGAAAGUCUGA
Cadophora gregata is the source of this 738-nucleotide messenger RNA. RefSeq names its product dolichol-P-mannose synthesis (gene DPM1). Lineage: Eukaryota; Fungi; Ascomycota; Leotiomycetes; Helotiales; Ploettnerulaceae. Gene Ontology annotation, molecular function: dolichyl-phosphate beta-D-mannosyltransferase activity. The transcript is spliced from 2 exons. Bases 1 to 738 code for a protein of 245 amino acids. The record is from RefSeq and is a predicted model, not a curated record. Gene Ontology annotation, cellular component: endoplasmic reticulum membrane. Gene Ontology annotation, biological process: protein O-linked glycosylation via mannose; GPI anchor biosynthetic process.